CACAAUUCACAAUUAUUCAAAAAGAAGUGAUACUUUGAUGCGUUUCUGUAGUUGUCAAUCAUCAUCAUAGAAAGAAUGAGUGUGCAUAUAUUUUUGAAUGGCUGGCACAGGCAGGGCAAUGUUGGCUUUGAGUGCAAAACUUUUGACUUAAGCAAGAGUGCUAGUGAAUGAUCAUGUUUCAGUGCCAUUGAUAGCAAUCCGUUCCAACCCCUCCCUGUCAAAAACAACUGGACGUCGAUCGCCGUCAAUGGCUUUAAAUGAGUUAAGUUUAGAGCGGUUGUUGGAAUUGAAAAGUAGCACUUGAGCCUGCGCACCAUCUGUGGCUAUGUGGCCUGAUUUGGAGGACUUGAUGAUUGAUUGACAGACACUGACCAGAGCCAGUCAAAUAUUGUUACUCCGCUGACACGAUCGCUCAUAAAAAGACACGCAUACAAAGAAAAACUCACGCACCUCUACACAUAUAUGCUGAAGCACGUGAAGAAAACUAGUAAAAACACUUAGACGCACCAUCUGCUGAUUCAGUGACAGUGUUAUAUUAUAGUGAGCAGGACGAAGGUGUUGUCAGCAGGCAGGGGGCCGAGACAGGAAAGGUCUGCUUGCUCUCACAGGAUGAAGAUGAAGGUCACCGAUUGUUAUUGCGGUUGUAUACCAAAGAAGCAAUGGGUGACCUUUUUAAAGGACAGUGCCGACCUUGUGACGCAAAUGAAGGUCAGGUGGACCAAACUUGAAGUUGCCAGACUCCUGCUGACUUUGGCUCCCUUUGAAGGUCAUGUCACUAUCCGUCAAGGGCUUCGUGGGCGGCCAUGUUGCUUCGGACCUUUGCGAGAAGCUAAUGUUAGCGUUCUUUCUCAUUUACCCCUGUACUUACCCUCGAUCUUGUCACACACUUUUUCAUUGGCCUCCAACUUAAAGGAUUGCUUAAGAUCAGUUGAGCCAGUAGAUAAUUGAAAAUCAUUGCAUUGUGUGUGAGUGUUUUGGUCAUACAUGUGCAUUUAUAAGGCUGUGUUUGGCUUUUUUUGUGUUUCUUUGCAUGUUUGUGGAGAGAAUUCAGGACCUCGUAAUCGUUUUAGAUGAGUCAUCAGUCGGGUUGCCACGGUAACCUGUCUCUUGCCCCACCCCCUCUCCUUACUAUUGAUGGUUUGUCGCUACGGUGAUGAGGUUCAGCGGCGUGGGAUAUUUUCAGUGUGUACAAGCGUGACGCGGUCAUCUCUGACACCACGUGCGGCGCAGUUUAGCGCUAGUUGGCGGUAAUCCCUUAAUCCUAUUGGCCGACCUCCAGGUGCCGCUACCAGAAAUCGGCCAACGGCGCCACCUGUCAGUGAGGAGGCCCGACAACCAACAUCGAAUCGCCUUGAUGAGAUUUCGCCAGUACUCAUCUGCUUGUUUGUUUGCUUCUGUGAAUCAUCCACUUGUUGGCGUCAAAUCACAGAGAUAAAAUCUGUGCUCCCGAGUUUACACACAGGUCGGCGUGACAGUCACUUACUUACUUAGGGGAUCCAGAGUUGGAUUUCAAUUUUUAAAAAAAAUAAAAAUAAAAACAAAAAUAUACUUGCAUUGUCCCAUUCAGCCCAACUGCAUGAACUUAAAACGUUUCAAAGACAAAAAAAUUUUUAGGAGUCGACUGCAAUGAGAUCAAUAUUCAGUCAGUCGAUAUAUCGAUGCAGUGACGUUUAUUUUUUCGGCACAGUACAUAGUAGGUCCGCAACCUUUUUGCAACUUAUUGUUAGGGCUCCCUUCAAAUAAUUGUUUUGAUUGUCGAUUAAUCACCGAUUCGUUUUGAGAUGAGUUGACUAACCGACUUAUACAGUAUACAAAUCACGUUAUUUGCUGUUAGAUUACCCUGUGUUUUAUAUUUUAUCUGAAACUGUGCAUUGGAUUCAAUUCCAAAAAAAAUAUUCCCUUUUUCCCUAUUUUAUUUGUUUUUAUUCAAAAUAUAUUGAACAAAAAUACAGGGAGUCCUCAAAUUACGAACCAGUUCCGUUGUUACGCUAGUGACAUAAUCCAAAUUUCUGCGUAAAUCAGAUUUCACUGUAAAAGUCGAAAUAUAUGUCCAAAUACAUUGAAAUGAAAAAAAUAUUGCUGAGAGGUGGAUCGAGAGUUAGGGUUUUCAAUAGUUUAUUUGCAACAGACAGCAUGGAACACGACUACUGUAUGUUGUAGCUGACGCCAACAAAACCAACUCCUCCAUCCGUCCCCCUUUCACUCUAGUCAGACAUGUGGUACAUUGAAUUGAAUUGAAUUGAAUUGAAUUUAUUGUCAUUGUCAUCAUCAUCAUCAUCAUCAUCAAAAUCAAAAUCAUAAGGAAAGAAAGAAGAGAAGAAAAGAAAAGAAGGAAAUCAUCGCGUAAGUUUGUUUAUCCAAAGGAAAGACAAGAUGAAGACAGACAUGACAAGGGAGACGGAAAAAGCGGAAGCUUAUCGGGAACCCGUCCCCCUGCCACCUAGGUCGCACAAGCAGCAUGUUAUGUAUCAGUCCAGUGAUAGUCUAACACAUUUCGUUCAAAAGUCAUUGAUUGCCAUGGAGAUUUCGCAUAUAGUAAUUUGAGUGUAUUGUAUCAGUUCAUGUCCAAGUAGGUGAAGGGUGGGAAGGCCUGGGGUGCUUUGGAGGCUCGCAUGUGUAGUAUCCCCUGUAGGAGAUUUCUCGUCAUCUUCCCUUGCCAGGUUUAGGAGAUUAGUCAUCAUCACCCCUGGCCCGGUUGGCCCGAGCGAGUCUCUCAUGAUCACGCAGCUCCGCGUCAAUUUUUGUGGCCAGUCGUGCAGCGGCGUCACUUUGCGUUGCUUGCUCCUUCAUUAACAGUGCCAAUUCGUCGCCGUUGCGACGAGCAACCUCCAGUAUCUCAUGGAGUUGGUUCUUCAUCCUCAUCGAGAAGCGACGAACCCAGAGGGCACCAAGUAGCAGUAGGAAGGCAAGAGCCAACAGCGUGCCGAAGAUGUACAGGUCCUCGGCGUCCUCUAUCUGGAGGGACGUUAGGCAUAGCGGCCUCCAUUUACCCCAGGCGUCCUCCACAUAACCAGACGUGAAGGUGGUGGCUGGACACGGGCAUUGGGCCGAUGUAGGCCGCAUCGUAGAGAAUAUUCUAUCCAUCGAACUCAGAGCCCAGUCUACCAGUUCCAUAUUUGUCUCAGGAGGAAACUCAGCGUCUUCCUCAUCCCGUACCUGUUGAUCGUCUUUGUUGGCGGGGUGCCCAUCUUCUUCCUGGAGAUCUCGCUGGGUCAAUUCAUGAAGGCGGGAAGCAUCAACGUGUGGAACAUCGCGCCGCUAUUCAAAGGUCUGGGCUACGCGUCCAUGGUUAUCGUUUUUUUCUGUAACACAUACUACAUCAUGGUGCUGGCGUGGGCCUUUUACUACCUCAUCAAGUCGUUCAACGCCACGCUGCCGUGGUCCACGUGCGACAACCCCUGGAACACCAACUCCUGCGUGGAUGCUUUCAGCCUCCACCAGUGCAACAACGGCAGUGAUAACGUCACCUUCCCCGGCAGUAACCUCACCUGCGACCACAUCGCCCAGGCCAGAUCGCCCAUCAUUGAAUUCUGGGAGAACAAAGUUUUGAACAUCUCCUCGGGCUUAGAUGAGCCCGGUCAAAUCAACUGGGAGUUGAUGCUGUGUCUGAUGGCCGUGUGGCUGCUCAUCUAUUUCUGUGUGUGGAAAGGCGUCAAAUCUACUGGGAAGAUCGUGUACUUCACGGCCACCUUCCCAUAUGUGGUGUUGAUCAUCCUGCUUGUCCGUGGAGUAACGCUGCCUGGAGCGUACGACGGCAUCAUGUACUAUAUCAAACCAGACUGGUCCAAGCUGGAAGAGGCUCAGGUAUGGAUUGACGCCGGCACUCAGGUGUUUUUCUCGUACGCCAUCGGUCUAGGAGCGUUGACGGCUCUGGGAAGCUACAACCGCUUCAACAACGACUGCUACAAAGACGCCUUCUUACUGGCGCUGAUCAACAGCGGAACCAGCUUCUUUGCCGGCUUUGUGGUCUUCUCCAUUCUGGGCUUCAUGGCGGCCGAGCAGAACGUAGACAUUUCACAGGUCGCUGAGUCAGGUCCUGGUCUGGCGUUCAUCGCGUAUCCGAAGGCGGUCAGUUUGAUGCCGGUGGCGCCCUUGUGGGCCGGGCUCUUCUUCUUCAUGUUGCUGCUGCUUGGUCUGGACAGCCAGUUCGUUGGCGUGGAGGGUUUCGUGACGGGCAUCCUGGAUCUGUUCCCGGGUAAAUACGAACACCGCUACAAGAGGGAGAUCGCCGUCGCUCUCUGCUGUUUCCUGUGCUUCAUCAUUGACAUCUCCAUGGUAACACAGGGAGGAAUGUACGUGUUCCAGUUGUUUGACUACUACUCGGCCAGUGGGAUGACGCUGCUGUGGCAAGCCUUCUGGGAAUGCAUCGUGGUGGCCUGGGUCUAUGGUGCCGACCGCUUCAUGGACGACGUGGCUCGUAUGAUCGGCUACCGGCCCCUGCCUUGGAUGAAGUGGUGCUGGUCCUUCAUCACACCAUGCGUCUGCAUAGGCAUCUUCUUGUUCCACCUGGUCAACUACAAGGCAUUGACGUACAACAACACGUACGUAUACCCGUGGUGGGGCGAGGUGAUCGGCUGGUGUCUGGCGCUGUCGUCCAUGUUGUGCAUCCCGGUCAGUCUGGUCUACAAACUCUUCCGCGCUAAAGGCUCCUUCGCGCAGCGCUGGGCCCGCCUGACCAGCCCGGUGUGGGGAUGUCACCACCUAGAGUACAUGGCGCCCGACGUCAAGCCGCUCAACUCACUUUCACCUGCCAGCGAUGACAACAAAGUCAUCAUUUUUGAGAGCGUCAUGUGAACCCGAACCGUCGGCCUGCUCACUCGCACUUUAUCACGCCUGUCUUCCUGUCUGACCCGCCAAAAUCAAAACACUGUGAAGCAGAACCGGUUCCGGACCCUGAAUAUUCCAGCACCGGAAGAUAAAGAGUGGUUGUGCGCGUUGCCUUACGCUGUUGUCUUAAUGUUAUUUGUUCACCAGCCAAUCAGCAGACUUUAAUUGUGUUGAUUUGAACAGGAUGGAAAUCCAAUUAUCAUGCAGUAUUUUAUGAGCAUUUCUGAGCGGAGCUUUUAUUUUUAGCUUUAACGAUGACUAAAGGGAGUUUUGUUGUUGAAAUGUGUGGGCGGAAUGCUCUUCGUCAAAAUAGCCGUAGGAACCAAAAAAUAGAGACAUUUUUUUUUGCAAUUAUUAGAAAGAUUCUAAGCCAGGGGUGUCCAAACUGCUGCCCAGUUUUUGCUGGCCCACAGCAAAUAUGGAAACUAUUGAAUACGGCCCGCACAAGAAGCUUAAACAUAACCUACAUUGUUGCACUUCUCAGUUUUAACACUAGAUGGAGCUAGUCACUUAAACAGUGCCUCAGGGUCAAAACCUGACGUUGAAAUCAAUGUAGAAAACUAGUAUUUCAGUAUUUUAUUUCACAUUAACAAAAUCACAGUGGUACCUCGACAUACGAUCGCUUCGACGCACGAUCUUUUUGACAUAAGACAAUAUGAGCAUGGGGUGCGCAUCCAUGAACUACUUGACAAUACUCCAACGACCUCCGUCCACCAGUCUUUAUAAGUUAGGGUAACAAUUAUUAUUGUGGUACCAUCGCCAAAGAGAUCGCCAGCUCCGUCAGGUUUUUAAUCAUUUAUUUCAGAACUUGUGCAACACAACAUGCCAACUGUCCGUGGCAGUUGACGCCAACAGAACGUUAAAAAAAGUAAAAUCUUAACUGCACUCUCUUUCGUCAGCCACGCGGUGUGUUCAGGUACACCACGCAAAAUACAUCUGCUACAUUAGAACCCGAUUUGUUACAUUAUUACAGGUAUUAUUUUAUUAUUAUUCAGAUUUUUAGUCAUAAUUUUGCUCUUUGUAAUUGCUAUUUGCAAUAGUAACAGCAGUAUUAAGGAUUUAAUGUAGGUUUUCGGGCUGUGGAACAAAUUAAUGGAAUUAUAUUCUUAUGGGAAAAAUUUGCUUAACGUUCGACCAUUUCGACUUACAAAUGAGGUCCUGGAACGAAUUAACUUUGUAUGUAGAAGUACCACUGUAUUUAAAAAAUAAUAAUACAAUGAAAAAUAGAGGCAUCUUGGUUGUGAUUUUUGUUUUCUGUCGUUGGACAUUGUUCUGUGAUGUUUUUCAGUAGUGUAGAUAUAUACUUGCAAUGGCCUAAUACUUCUGGAUUAUUUUGGUACUUGUAGCCUUCAACUGCCAUCGACAAUUAAAGACAGCAAAUCAAUAUCUACUGGGAAGUGAUAUUUCACUACCAUUGAUGACAAUGGACGUCCAAUCCAAUUUGACUGGGACGCUGGCAGCGCUUGUUUGAUCAAAAUGGUUUGGGCAUCUAUCGCCGUCUCUGGCAGCCAAGAAGUUUGCAAUUAAAAAUACAUUUUAACCCUUUAUUGCCAAAUGUAUCACAUUUGAUACACCUAAAAUGUCAUGAUUUUGAGACUCAGAAUUUUAGCAUUUUUGAAAAAAAAGUGGAUGCAAGUCAACACAUGCAUCUGCAGGUUCCAUGAGGGAAAAAAAAACAGGAUUUAGCAAGUUAUAGAUAUUAGAGCGCUUAUUACUUGUAUUCAUUUUUUUUACAAAUUUAAAAAAAUUGUUUCACUUAUUUUUCAAAUUUUGGGAUUCUCUGAUAAUAAGUUAAAAACGACCUUUUUUUUUUUUUUACCUGAUGGUGAUCUCAAAUGAAAAUGGAAGCAUUUCAAUUUUUCUAAAAAGCGGCCCUCGGAGAAAAAGUUUGGGCACCCCUGUUCUAGGGUCUCUUCCAGAUGGGUCCACUUCAACACUGAAAAAAAGGAACUUUGUUAUUUGAAAUGUUGUUUUAUGUUCAAAGUGCUGACAUCUUUUCACUGAGUUGUUUUCUUUGCAGUAUUUUCUAAUUGGUAAAUUGUCUUCACUAGAACUGAAAAUGUAUCAAAAUGCAAAUUCUACUGUCCAUCAUUUCUUGAAACGUCAGUGUUUUGUUGUUGAUUUUCUGAAUCAUGCAAGUCAUAUGACCAGCAAGCGGCACUGAGGUUUAAAAAAAAAAAAAAAAAAAAAAAAAAACUUGACAUCUGCAAAUAUGAAACGAAAUGUGAAAAAUUCUGUACAUAAUGUGAUGUUUUACUGUGAAAGUGUGACUGACCAGAAGUGGUGUUUCACCAUCCCAUUUGUCAGGAACAGCAAUAAUGUUGCUGGGGCGUCAUUACCGAAAAGUGUCAACAAUGAAAAUCUAAUAAACAUUGAUUUUAUCCCAUUAACUCAAUUCCUAGCAAUAUUUAGUGCUUAUCAAGCCACGGCAAGUACUUUUGAUUAUACAAUUUUUGAUAUUGACCAUCAAAUUAACACAAACAAUAAACACAAGAUGUGAAUUUGGAAAUAGCUUUUGUGUUCUUUAAAAGUGAAAGAAUAUCCAACUGCUUAACAAUAAAACAUCCAUAUUUCCUUCAAAAGUGGGAGGCAGCCAUCUUGUCACCCUAACGUCACAUUACAGAUUUUAAAAAGUUGAGCGGUCUCUUGAAUUGGGAGCAGAACCAGUCCAGGCCAGAGUGCCACUUUCCUUCCCAAUAUGGCGCCGUUUGGCCACCGAGGUGGACGAAGGGCCAAAUAUAACUCAGUAUCCAUUCCAAGUCAGCGCUUUAAGGAACAAGAUCCUGGGGUGGAUGGCGGGAGGAGAGGGGACUAAAAAAGUACUUUCUAAAAGAAGCCCAGCAGCUGCCUUUCAACACCGCACAAGCCCUUUCCAUCCAAUACAUGCACAUGGAUUGUACACACGUUCUCACAAUGACACACGUACGGCCAGAAACAAGUUUGUGAUGAGUUUUGUAUUGGAGUUGACACACACACAAGUUGCAGUAUCCAUGGCAGCGUGACAAAUGAGUCACGCAAGAAAGCUUCACAUAAGCGAGGGUGGCUAAAUAGUCCUUCAGCAACGAGAAUGUGAGCUCUUACUUUGAAAGGAUUUUCAAAGACAAAACGAAACAAACGACGUGCUUAGAUGGCUACAGGAAGUCAACGUCCAUCUUCCCUCUCAGUCAGACUUCUUAUCACCGCUGGCCUGCGGACAAAUAAAAAGGAAGCAUUGAUGCAAGGCGUCAUGCGUGAUAGUCUUCCUUGUUGUGGCGUACCAGAAGUUUGCUGUGCUCUUCCAGCAGUCGGUCGUAUUCCAGCGUCAAGUUAGCGGCUUGCUUCUUCAUCGCCGUCACGUCGCCGUCGCUCUUCCGGAGUGCUGUGGACACACGUGUACUAUGAAGUACUACUUUCAUUUGGUGCCAACCUCAUUCACUGCCAUUGAUGGCUUUUGUCGUCACCUUUGUGAAGCUGGCCCCAGAUCAGACGCAAAUUUAUAUAAAAACGAUGUCAAUCGUUUGUGCUACAUUUGUGCUCUAAAAAGUUUCGUUUGUGCUGCUAUCGUUUUCAAGAUGUUUAGAAUUCUUUCAUAGAUCAAUCUGAGGUCAACCAGCACCCCAUUAUGAUUAAAAAUUACUAGAGCUGAAACGAAUACUCGAGCAACUCGAGUAACUCGAGUUUAAAAACUGAUCCGAGUAAUUUUAUUCACCUCGAGUAAUAGUUUAUUUUGACAGCUCUAAGCAUCACGUUUUGCUCGGACUACUUUUAAUGCGGGACAACGCGCUGAUUUCACGUGCGGAGAGGAAGAUGGGGGGGGAUUACUGCAGCCGAC
Corythoichthys intestinalis (scribbled pipefish) is the source of this 8638-nucleotide messenger RNA. RefSeq names its product solute carrier family 6 member 8 (gene slc6a8). The record is from RefSeq and is a predicted model, not a curated record. The coding region runs from base 3220 to 4794 and encodes 524 amino acids. Gene Ontology annotation, cellular component: plasma membrane. Gene Ontology annotation, molecular function: gamma-aminobutyric acid:sodium:chloride symporter activity. The transcript has 13 exons. Gene Ontology annotation, biological process: sodium ion transmembrane transport. NCBI's taxonomy places the organism in Eukaryota, Metazoa, Chordata, Actinopteri, Syngnathiformes, Syngnathidae.